This is a messenger RNA of Vanessa tameamea, 2419 nucleotides long. It is a transcript of the gene Maf1, whose product is annotated as Maf1. NCBI's taxonomy places the organism in Eukaryota, Metazoa, Arthropoda, Insecta, Lepidoptera, Nymphalidae. The coding region runs from base 515 to 1180 and encodes 221 amino acids. Gene Ontology annotation, molecular function: RNA polymerase III core binding. Gene Ontology annotation, biological process: negative regulation of transcription by RNA polymerase III. The transcript has 4 exons. The record is from RefSeq and is a predicted model, not a curated record. Gene Ontology annotation, cellular component: nucleus.
GUUUAUGGCUUAGAUUUGUUGCUUGUCGCGAAACCUAAUGAAUAUUGAAUAGAGAAAAUUUAGCACAACAAGCAUAAUAAUUAUUGUUUACCUUAAUCAGUGAUUUUUGUAUAUCCUUGAAUGUUUUAAUGUGUUCUACGAUGUCUUCUAUGGAUUUUGACUUCUAGCAAAAGAGAAAAGUGUUUUUGUGCCCUUUCUAGGACAGCCAGUGAAGUGACGCGCCAUUGUUGUGCUUAAGCCAAAUACAAUCUAUAAAUAAUUUGCUAACCAUUAUAGCAAUUUAUUAAACAAUUUUUUCCCUGAUAUUUGUGAUGUACCCGCAUCCCACCAGCGCGGAAGAAGAACAGACGACGAAUUUAAUACCAAGUGUGAAUCUUCUUCAUUCUAAGAGGAAAGGGAUAUUCAUACACCCGUCUGCUAUGUACAGAAGUAGUUCUCCGAAUUGCACGAUUACAAGCUUUAAUUUUAUUACAAGAAGUUUGAGUGGGUAAAGAGUCGAUAAUAAAAUAUAAACAUGAAACUCUUAGAGAGCGGACGCCUGGAGGCUCUGAGUAGUGCGCUGUCUAUCCUGAACGGUGACAGUGCUGUUCAAGGUCGGGUAGAGAGCUACAGCUGUAAAAUGGCAGGUGCUGAAAAAGCUUUCUACAAGAAGUUUACGGCAGAUGGAGAGACAACUCACAACCUCCAAGCACUAUCCCCACCAGAAGGUGUUACGUAUAGUCGAAGUCUAUCUGGUGAUGAAGAGGGUGUGCUGUGUGAUACAAUAUCUCGGAAGACAUUGUUCUAUUUGAUUGCUACACUGAAUGCUGCUUUUCCAGAUUAUGAUUUUUCAAUGGCCAAGAGCAGUGAGUUUAGUGCAGAGCCAUCACUGAGUUGGGUACAGGGGGCUGUCGAUGCAGCACUGUCUGCCGUAGGUGGUGUUCGUUGGAGACAAUUGAGACCAGCUCUAUGGGCUGCUAUAGAAGAAGAGGUACACUUGCCCGAAUGUCGCAUAUAUAGCUAUAACCCAGACCUGGCUAGUGAUCCGUUUGGUGAGCCCGGCUGUCUCUGGACAUUCAAUUAUUUCUUUUACAACAAGAAGCUAAAAAGGAUUGUUUUUUUUACAUGCAGAGCUAUGAGCCCUGUUUGUGCGGAUUCCGGAGUGGACUUUGCUAUGGAUGAAGACGAAGAAUAUAAUUAAAUAAUUUCUUAUUAUUUUUCUAUGUACCGGUUUUAUGAUUUGAUCUAUUUUCUACUAUAAUGCUGUUAAAGGUUACAUCAAACUAUAGUGCAAGUUCUAUACAAUAAAUAUCAAUUUUAUAUGUAAUAUUAAUCAUAGCUAUAAUUCUAAAGUUAAAAGGUCAGAUGGAUAGUAUUUGUUUUUUGCCCACUGACCUGAAGCUAAUAAGUCUAUGUUAUUUUAUCAACUAGAAUAGUACCUGAAGGUGUUCAGAUAAAAACAAAUAAAACAUAAAUUAACCUAAUUUUAUGAAUGUUUAAAUAUUCAUAUUAAUAAUUAUCUAUAUUUAGUAAAGAAAUUAUAUUAAAAGUUUUAAUGAUUGGGAUGUACUUUAUGAAAAACAAUAUUAAAAUGAAGAAGUAGGAACAGGAUUUAUGUUUAGAAUAUUAUUUUGAUAAUUGGCUCUUGGGAUAAUUAAACACCCAUAAUAGAGUAUUUAUAUUAUGUAUGUAAUCCUGUUUUCAAUAUGAAUUAUAAUAUUAAUUCAAAAUGUUUCAUGAUGAUGGUUUAUUUGUACAUAUUUAAUGUACAAAAUUAUCAUUUUUUUAAUAAAUAAGAUUUUUGGAUUCUAAUAAUACCUAUUGUAUUGCACCUAGUCCAAUUAAGGUACAAAAAGAUAAACGAUCUCGAUAUCUUUGCACAACAAAUAUAUUUAUGGUAAGAUAUAAGUGACAAUACUAUCUGAUUUUGAUUCAUUUAUGUUUAAUUUUUAAGAAAUAGUCAUAGAUGAACACCAUUAGCAAUGACAUACAUGAUUAAUAAACAUGCACAGUUCAUCAUAAAUAUGGGAGGAAAUCUAAUUAAUGCUUCAUUAAUUGCAAGCAAUUAUAUUUUUAUCCAUUGUAGUAGGUAAUAUUCACUAUGAAUAAUCUGUUUCUGCAACAUAAUUAUUGUUGGAAUAAUAAUAUUCUCUUGAAAAACUCGUUUAGCAACCGAAUGUCACUAAUACUUUUAAUAUGCAAGAUGUAUUUUGAUUUGAAAACCAUCGAGGUCUGAAGUGAAUGACGUUUGAAAGAUUUAGCAAAAUAUUUGACGAUCUUAUUCGUGAAUAGGCAUGUAAUUUUACUAUUUAGGAUAGUUUUUGGUGUUUCUAGUAAAAUUUAAUGUCACUAAAUCCGCCUAUAGAUUUUGGGCGUCACCUUUACAUUUGUAUUAAUCUUAGUUGCAUAUUUUUAAAUAAAAGGUUUCUUCAGUUCUGAA